GUGGCUGUAGCCGCUGGCUGGAGUUAAAGAGACAAAAGCGCUUUGUGUGCUUUAGAGCCGAAAGGAGCCGAAAGGGGCUUAAAAUGAUGAAGAUUUCAGUGUGACGGCGGAUAAACUGCCUCGCCGGUCAUGGAGACGCCUGGUUCCCAUCACCACCACUGUAAAGACGUCUGAACCGUUUCACACCAAACCCUCUGGAUCUCUGAUUACACCUCACGCACUCAACUAUGGGGGAAUUUUGAAAAACACAAUACAGGAGCUGGUGGAAAUCAGACUUGCACCCCAGAGACUCAACUGUGAGGUAGUUGAGCUUCCUGUCCUGCGGAGUUUCAGCCUUUUUAACCUGCCUUUUCCCUCUCGGUUCUCACAGAGUGUGAAUCAGUGUGUCUGUCUCUGCUGUGUGGUCAGAUAUGAAUGUCCUUCAGUCCACGUUCAUCCUGUAACUCCACCUGCUGCAGCUAACAGUCAGACAGAAUGGACGAGACCGAACUGAUUGGGCCCAAAGUCCUAGAGGAUUCUGCAUCACUCAGCACUAGCGUUGUUGAUGGCCUCAAAAUCGAAGAUGACCAGUACUCGGCUCUGAGAGAGGAUCUGGAAGCUGAUGCUCGGGACUUCUACUCUCCAACGUGGAGUUUAGCUGUGGAUCAGCAGUACGUAAAGACUUUUACCAAAGACGCCAUCAAGAGACAAGAUGUCAUUCACGAGUUGAUCCAGACGGAAAUCAACCACAUGCGGACGCUGAGGCUGCUGUUGGGGGUCUAUUCCCGUGAGGUGCGGGAUUCUCUGCUGAAGGACGAGGUUCAGCUGGAUCGUCUAUUCCCGUGCCUGGACCACCUGCUGAGGGAACACCAGAACUUCCUAAACCGACUCAAGCAGCGACGCAAGCAGUACAUGGAACCGGGCAGCCAGCAGAACUACUGUAUAAGCAGGAUAGGAGACGUCCUCAGAACUCAGUUCUCAGGCGAGCUGAGGAGCCGACUGCUGGACGGGUAUGGUGUCUUCUGCAGUUGCCACACAGACGCAGUGAACUACUACAAAGAGCUGCAGCAGAACAACAAGAAGUUCCAGAACUUAAUGCGGAAAAUCGGUCAGUUGGCCAUUGUGAGAAGGUUAGGAGUGCCAGAGGGGAUCCUCCUCAUAACACAGCGCAUCACCAAAUAUCCCGUCCUGGUGGAGAGGCUCAUUAAGAACACUGAAGCUGGUACAGAGGAGUACGAGGAUCUGGUGGCUGCACUGGAGUGCAUAAAGGAGACCAUAUCUCAGGUAGAUGAGCAGGUGCACCAAUACGAUAAGCUCCGUGAGCUCGUCUUCCGUCUGGACCCCAAAACGCAGGGCAGGAUGGGGAAUGGUCAGGUUAUACGCAGAGAAGACCUGAUUCAGCAUGGCAGGAGCGUGCUGCGCGAAGGCCUGCUGAGCUGGAGAGCAUCAAACAGGGCCAAAGUUUCAGAUGUUCUCGUGGUGCUGUUGUCAGAUUUCCUGCUGCUGCUACAGGAGAAAGAUCAGAAACUGAUUUUUGCCUCUCUGGAUGGGAAGCCUGCGGUCCUCUCUCUGCAGAGGCUGAUAGUGAGGGAGUCGGCUCAGAGCGAGAAGAUGAUUUAUUUGAUCUCCACGUCCGAUGAACAAGCCGACAUGUACGAGUUCCACGCCUCGUCUGAAGCAGAGCGCAAAAGCUGGAAAGACCAGAUCUGGCAGGCCAUCGAGUGGUUUUCUCUUGCGGCCGAGGAGGAUGACGCCGACGGUGUGGGUCAGGACGAUGGUUACUCAGAGAAGCUCCGGGUCUAUCACGGUGAGCUGUGUGUGAAGGAUGCCCAGAUUGCAGAUCUGCUGCAGCAGAAGCUGAAACUCUUCAGUGAAUUCGUGGAGGUGACGGACAGUUCGGCUCUGCCCAAAUGCCUGCUGCUGACCGGCAGCGCGACUCAGCUCCAGCAGGGGGAGCAGCUGCUCCUCAGCGCUAUUGCGGAUGCGGAGGGGUUGCAGAACUUGCUGCUGGCCGGUGAGAGUGACUUACCAUCUCCAUCUGUGGACAUGAGGCUGUCGCCCAGAUCAAACACCAUCGCAGGCUUCACUAAAAGUGGUGGUGGGAAUCAGGACGGUUUUAGGAACCGGAACCAGAGACCCAACUCUGAUCCACACCUCAGGGAGCUCUACCUCGACAACCUGGAGCUGUCUGCUGAUGGUGAGGUAUGGAGCUCUCCUCUACAAGCCCACCUCUCCAGACACCAGCUCGCUGAAAGGGUGGCGAGACUGACGCAGAAGCUCUACAGCCUUCAGGCCGUGGUGGCUCAGCAGGACAGCGAAGUGGAGCUGAACCGUGCCGCGCUGGCCGAGCGUCCAGCUCGUUACCGCGUUAACGGUCUAUUGCUGCAGGAGAAGCAGCGGCAUCUGGAGAAGCAGCGUGAGGAGCUGCAGCAGCUGCAGAGGGUCUACAACCAGCAGAAGCAGGAGCAGGAGCAGUGGGAGCAGGAGCGCCAUCACCACCUGCAGCAGAGCCAAGCACUGUCGCAGGAGCUCAAGCAGAGGCAGGAGGAGUGCCAGCGGGAGGUGCAGCGACUGGCCGUGGAGCGCGAAGCCUUGAUCCGCAGCAGGAAAGAAUACCAGGAGGACCUGGAGCGACUCCGGGACGCUCACCGCGAUGUGGAGAAGAAGAGAGAUGAGCUAGAGCAGAAGGAGCAGCAGCUGAACCAGUACAAAAAAAACACCAUCCCCAACCACAGAGCCUCCUUCUACCACAGCUCCACUCAGGGUGUCCCUCACUUCUCGGUGGACGACAUGUACCUCAGCCCCAAACAUCGCAUCAGUCCCAGCCGGCCCCAGACUGGCGUAGAGGAGCGCCCCCCGCAGGUGCCCCCUCGCAAAGAGAGCAUCGCCAUCUCCCCGGUCAAAAAGGACGUUCCCAUCCAGCUGGUCAGCACCACCAACCAGUCGCUCAAACCCAGCUCGGUCCAGCAGCAGAUCCCCACCAAACUGGCCGUCAGCAAGGGCAAGAAUAAAGAGAGGGGCAAGACCAAGAACACCCACCAUCGCACCAACAGCGCAGCGUCUAUAGAAGUGUCUGCUGUGGUGCCCAUUAAGGGGAAGGAGGGAGGCAGUCUGAGAGAUCCACGGUCCCCCAGCCGCCUACCGCUCUCUACAGAUAUGUACACCCCUCCGGAGCAGGUGCUGAACACGAAGCCCCCGUUACACUCGGCAAAGCCUCACAGCAGCCGAAAGCACAGCCACGCCUCCGCUGCGAACCGGCCGGCCGCUCACAAAGGGAAGGACAACGGCACCAAGGAGGACGUCUUCUACUGCUGAUCCUCCACCGCAGCGCCAGGACGGCACCCCGCGUCCUCUGCUCAGCGGAGCAGGCAGGAAAAAAGAGAUUUUUAGUGUUUGUACAGACUGAUUUUAAUCUGCUCUGACUGUUUGACUCCUGGAGCUGCCGAGUGGUCAGUGCAGACCAACUGCGGACGGACGCCUUUAAUCUCCUCGAACGAGGAGCUUCUGCUUCCCAGGGGCCCAGUUACAGCUUGGCUCCAGCAGCUGUGGUAUUCAUAAGAGUAAAGAAACACCACGGCGUUGGUUCCACGAUCAUCUGUCCGGCUGUGGACCUCUGUCCGGUCACAGUGCCGUUCUUGUACAUGGCUGUAUAGUUUGUGAAUAGUUGAUGAGUCGGUGAGUCAGAGGUGGUUUUUAGGAGGUUUUACUCUGCUGUCAGGGAAAGUUCGCUGCCUUGCGUUCGCUGUGUGACGUCUGUACGUUUUCCUCGGAUUAAGUGAACGAAGACUCGCUGUCGGAAGAGAAUGUUGGUUUCUUUGGGUGAAUGAAGAAAAAACUGCUGUUCCUCUGUUUCUCUGUGGUAAGCGGCUCUUUUCAGGACUUGAAUACAUUAUUUUAAUCACUGGUCUCUCUGAUCUGAUUUGAAGUCGUUCAGUUUUGCGCAGGAAUGUUUUAGAAGUUUUUCAAUUAUGUGGGGAAAAAAUGACCCUCGAUGGUGCAAACCAUGAAAUACAGCUCUGCUUGUGAUUCUGUGGUCAGGAAUUAAAAAGGGAGAAAUCA
Molecule: messenger RNA, 4038 nt
Organism: Pygocentrus nattereri (red-bellied piranha)
Lineage: Eukaryota; Metazoa; Chordata; Actinopteri; Characiformes; Serrasalmidae
Gene: arhgef18a
Product: rho/rac guanine nucleotide exchange factor (GEF) 18a
Exons: 20
Coding region: 475-3294 (939 amino acids)
Biological process (GO): regulation of Rho protein signal transduction
Cellular component (GO): plasma membrane
Molecular function (GO): guanyl-nucleotide exchange factor activity
Source: RefSeq, a predicted model, not a curated record